Messenger RNA from Prunus mume (Japanese apricot), 1651 nucleotides. It is a transcript of the gene VAMP714, whose product is annotated as vesicle-associated membrane protein 714. Gene Ontology annotation, cellular component: membrane. Lineage: Eukaryota; Viridiplantae; Streptophyta; Magnoliopsida; Rosales; Rosaceae. The record is from RefSeq and is a predicted model, not a curated record. Gene Ontology annotation, biological process: vesicle-mediated transport.
CCGAUCCUGAGAAAGUACCACGGACUCUUUGUGCGAUCUGCUGUUAGUUUAUCAAACACUACACCUUAGCGCCCCGUGGACUCACCGGUGACAACAAAUUUCUUCACCUUCCCCGCCUUCACUUUCAACUUUCAACUUCCCUUUCCUCUUCCAAUAACAUUAACAAAACAACAAAACAUAAUUUUUUUUUUUAUUUAAAAAAAGAUAAAUAUAAAAUAAGCAGUAAAUCAGAAUUCAAACAGCUCCAUGAGACUUCGAUCGCGAUCGAAGUAGAGAGCUUUCAGAGCCCCAAACCCUAAGCCCUGAAGAUCCGAAGCAGAGAUGGCGAUUCUCUACGCGGUGGUGGCUCGAGGAACAAUCGUGUUGGCCGAGUUCAGUGCGGUCACAGGGAACACAGGGGCAGUGGCUCGGCGCAUCUUGGAAAAGCUUCCAUCGGAGGCCGAUUCUAGGGUUUGCUUCUCUCAGGAUCGGUACAUCUUCCACAUACUCAAAUCCGAUGGCCUCACUUUUCUUUGCAUGGCCAACGACACCUUCGGCAGGAGAAUACCCUUUUCAUACUUGGAGGAUAUUCAUAUGAGAUUUAUGAAAAAUUAUGGCAGAGUGGCCCCUUAUGCUCCUGCUUAUGCAAUGAAUGAUGAGUUUUCGAGGGUUUUGCAUCAGCAGAUGGAGUUUUUCUCCAGCAAUCCUAGCGCUGAUACUCUCAACCGUGUGAGAGGCGAAGUUGGUGAGAUAAGAACUAUAAUGGUGGACAACAUAGAAAAGAUAUUGGAGAGGGGUGACCGAAUUGAGCUUCUUGUUGACAAAACUGCAACUAUGCAAGAUAGUGCAUUUCACUUCAAGAAGCAGUCCAAACGGCUUCGUCGAGCUCUGUGGAUGAAAAAUGCCAAGCUCUUGGCCCUGUUGACAUGCUUGAUUGUUGUGCUUCUGUACAUUAUAAUUGCUGUUUGUUGUGGAGGCGUCACGCUACCUUCCUGCAGAUCUUGACUCCUCCGCUUCUUGUUAUAGUUUCUACUGCGGUAAGGAACAAUGACUUUCGAGAAAAUCAAAGUCAAUCUAUAUGAAAGGGGGUUCCAGUGGUUAAGGGUUCAAAUCUUUUUGGUGUAUAUUGAAGUAAAAUAUCGAACACUUUGCAAUGUUCUAGGAGGAAUCCUGCAGAUUCUUUGUUUUGCUGCAUUUGGAGUGAAUUGCUGAGAUUUCUUUUGGCAAGCUUGUCAAGUUCUUACAGUGUGUCAUAUCAUCUUUGUAUUCUUUACGCCUGGGGAUUUUGAAAUUAUCAUUGAUUAUAAAUUUUAACUCCUGCUAGUUGUAUUCAACGGUUCAAGUUUCUGAGGUGUACAUGGAAGAAAAAUACGUAUACUCGGUUCCAGUAAUAAUCCUGUAAAUUCUUACUGUGGUUGUGCCUCGCAUCCAUCCAAUAUUCUCUUUUAGUUUUACUACUUUUGAAAAGCUUCGCACAUUUUUAUGUUCUACUCUAUUAGAAAACUCAAUCUAUGGACAAUCGAUUUGUUACUCAUUUUAAUUCCCCUGUAAUGAUUUUGUAUAUUGUAAACUUUGGUUUGUCCUCUCGGUGCGUUUAUUAUAGACUUCUUAUUCAAUACAGCAAUGUUCUUACUGAUGGAAGGGCCGAGAGCCUUCCAUUGCUUUUGAGUUU